AUGUCGCCAGAAAUAAACGGAAUCAGCGGAAACCCCCCAAGUGUCGUCAAACGCAAAAAGAAUCGCGAGAAGAAACCGCCCCAGCAGACCGAAUUCGACCUGAACCCCCUUUCAAACUGCAAUUACUUCCCUGUCAGCGCCCACCCGUACCACAACCCGAACUACUACUCUUUCCUGCAUCCCACAGAGCCCAUGUCCUUGCCAGUCUACCCACCCAACUAUCCCAGCUACACCUUCAUGGGCAGGAAUUUGGCCGUGCCCCAAGUGGACUCUGAGUACAUGAGCCUGCCUAUCGUCAACAUGGAGCAAAACGACGAAAGCAACAAACGGCGUUUUUCCGAUCCAGGACUACCCAAUGAAAGUGAUUCUAGUGCAAACUCCAUGGACGAACGAAUCGUUCAAAAACUCACUCAUCAAGUUGAUUCUUUGAGGGAGAGCAAUCGUAGGUUGUCCAGGGAAGUGAUGGAGUUGAGGGUUGAAGUGAAUAUGAUGAAGCAGCAGCAUGGCAUGAGGCAUUAUGAUAGGGAAUAUGAGCCUGGGAUGCUGGCGGAUGCUAUAAGGGAGGUGAGAGAUGCUGCUAGAGUGCGAGAGGAUGCUCUGAUUGCUAGGGUCAAGCACUUGAUUGAGGAGAAGCAGCUCAACUUGAAUCACAUGCACCUAGUUACUGAAAAAAACAAGAAUAACGACAGGAUAUCCAUGCUGGAGGAACAACUAAAAAAAUUAUCCAUGAACAAUAUUAGAUCUGACGACACUGCUAGUGCAUCACCAAACGAAGCUAGUACCAACUCGGCGAGGCAAGUACUAGAACUAGAAAGGGAAGCUCUAGAACUCCGUAGGGAACUACAAGAUACCAGGGCAAAGAAGGAAGAGUCAGAUCAAAAGUUGGUGCAAUUGGACAGAAAAUUAGCGAAUCUUCUGCGGCGCAGCGAUAUUUGCACGUCUGAUUUAUCGACUGACGACAAUAAAACCGCUUCUAUCGAAAGUCUGAGCAUCAUAACGACUUCCUCGAUGUCACAGGGUACUCCGAGGGUCACACUGACUGGACCUGUCACUGCCCUAUAA
Messenger RNA from Phaedon cochleariae (mustard beetle), 1062 nucleotides. Lineage: Eukaryota; Metazoa; Arthropoda; Insecta; Coleoptera; Chrysomelidae. The record is from the annotation of a GenBank genome assembly.